Messenger RNA from Styela clava, 831 nucleotides. Lineage: Eukaryota; Metazoa; Chordata; Ascidiacea; Stolidobranchia; Styelidae. The record is from RefSeq and is a predicted model, not a curated record.
AUGUUCAUCGGUCAAUUGCCUUCUCCUUCUGCCUUUGUACCAUCUAUUUUACGAGCACCUACAACCGAGGAAAAGAUAACUGACAAUGGAACUUUAGCGAUUUCAAUUAACGUUCCAGAUGAAAGCAAUGGCCCUGUGAGUUGUUUAUUCAUCAUUGUUCAAGGCAAUAUAGAAGCUAAAUUUCUAUCUUUAAUCGAAAAAUCACGUAUGGCCGAACUGAGUUCUGGAAGACUACAAGAUGAAUACAUUGCAAUUGCUCUAAAUAGAAACAGCAUUAGGUCAAAUCUUUCUACCAUCAAUCUUAUUCUUGGAAACAAAAAGAACACCACAUGCGACGCCAGUAAACCAAAUCAUCAACAACAAACAAACAGCUCUGACAAUGUAUAUGAAGCAUACAACAAAAGAUUAUCAAAUUCGCAAACUUACAAAAUAUUUCUUGUAACGGCAACACCGAGUAAAGACACAGUUCUAUUCAAAGUCAGUGAUGAACUUUUAAUCGAGAAGAUUGUUCCAGAUACCAAUCAAAAUAUCAUCUUAGGAGUGGUAGCUGGAGGAAUACUUGCUAUUCUGUUUGCUUUUGGGUCUGUAUAUUAUGUGAGGCAUCGCAAUAAUCAAAAGAAAUGCAAAACCCCCGAAACCAUAUCGAGCAUUUCAAUGAAUGUUUCAAAAAAAGAAAAGACAGAAUAUGUAUCAGCAGAUACACAACAUCAUCUGAAUGCGUCAAUCAACACUUAUGGAACGAUUGCUGAUAAUGGUUACGAGGAAAUCUCUGAUCGCCCAGAAUGGAAUCCAUACGAGAUAGCAGUUAGCCAAUAUGAGACUGUUUUAUGA